CAGCGAGAGGGAGUCGGCGAGGGGCGCCAUCAGCCCGCACCUGUGCGCAUCCACAUGUGACAUCGCUCAUCCGAGCAACACCAACUAACGGGCGGAGAGCUUUUACCCACCCCGUGAUAGCUGAUGCCCGAGAAAAAGGCUGUUUGUGUCAAUCAACCCCUACCUCUCUCUCGUAUCCCUCUCUCUAUUCCUCCUCCCCCCAUCCCCUCCACGUUUUCUCCCUCUGUCGCCUCCGCUAGUCGGGCGCUUACAAACCAGCAGCCUUUACGCGCGGCAGCCAGUCGUCAGCCGGCAGCCGGAUGCGUCGAAGCUCCGCCGCAUAACGAGCUGAGAUUCACAAACAGAUAUCGUAGUGUAGGGCGGGAUAGCAGGCGGGAGUGGGGGGAAGAGAAACAGAAGUGUGAUGAAUCGGGGGAGGAGAGAGGAUCAUUCCGACUGGACGACCCUGCUGCUUUUGUAGAGACGGGGAAGAAAGAGAGGAGGGGGGCGAGAGAUGGCACAACGCCUCAGCAUCCAAAACACACGGGUGCACCACCGAGACUGGAGCCCCGGACCCAUCACCGGCGCCAGCAGCAGUAGCAGCAGCAGCAGCACGAUCACCUCUCCACCGCCUCGCUUCCUCCAGCACGGCAGCCGCUCAGCCCGGGUUAGAGAUAUUAGUCAAUCCCUCUAUGCGACUCCUCUGUGACGACCUGAAGCUAAGGAACCUCGGCUGUGUUUCUUCAAUCAAGACCCUUCUUCCAAAAUCCAGCUCUGCUUCCUUACUCACCUGCCAUGGUGACAUGACAUACCCCUGAGUGGCUAUGCUCCUGUCUUGCACACACUGACAAUCUCUUGGGUUUUCCUAAACCUCUAGACACCUGUGAAACUGAAAAAGACAUCUAUUAGUUUGACGGACAGUACCUCCGCAGUUCGAGAUGACAGUGGCUGUGAGAUUCCGGCGCCAUUUACGUAGACUCCUGCUCCUUCUGGCCUCAUGCUGCCUCAUUUCCCUGCUCCUAUCUGCCUAUUUCCUUUUCUCAAACUCUUCCCCCUCAAUGCAUCUUGGACAAUCAGCCGAGCCUGCCUGCUCCCAGCCGCUUUCCAUGUCUCCGUACCGUCAGCUCCCCUACCCGUACCCUCCUAACCCUCCGCACACACAUGUCCACACUGAUCCGGUGGUGCUAGUACUAGUGGAGUCACAGUACUCUCAGUUGGGCCAGGACAUCAUGGCCAUACUGGAGUCGGCCCAUUUCCAGUUUCGGAUGGAGAUAGCCUCAGGAAAGGGGGACCUUCCACCGCUGACAGAGAAAGGCCGGGGACGGUAUUCGCUCAUCAUUUAUGAGAAUCUUUUGAAGUAUGCACAUGCAGAUACAUGGAACAGACAGCUGCUGCAUCAAUAUUGCACUGAGUAUAGAGUUGGCAUUAUUGGCUUCUACCGCUCCACAGAGAAUUCCCCCUCUGUGCUCAAACUGCGAGGCCUACCUCUCGUUCUAAGAACCAACCAGGCACUUUGGGACUGCUGUGUGGUGUCCAGCUCACCGCUCCUCCAUUUGACCAAGCCUGGCACAGAUAGAGGGGCCCUACCUGGGGAGGACUGGACCUCGUUCUCGUCUAAUCACUCCACAUAUCAGGCUGUGCUGUUAGCACGGGCUAAAGAGGGAGCAGGGGCAGGCAGCGGAGACAAUGCUGGACCUGGUUUCAGCCUCGGCCUCCAGGCCACAGUGGUGCAGGACAUGGGGCUGUAUGACGGAGUGAGACGAGUACUCUUUGGCCAGGGACUGGGCUACUGGCUCCACAGACUCAUCCUGGUGGAUGCCAUCUCCUACCUCACAGACAGAAAGCUUACUCUGGGCCUGGACCGGCAUGUUCUGGUGGAUAUAGAUGAUAUUUUUGUCGGCAAAGAGGGAACACGCAUGAACGCCAAGGACGUGAAGGCUUUGCUGGAGACCCAGAAGCAGCUGCGUUCCUAUAUCUCCAAUUUUACUUUUAAUCUGGGCUUUUCUGGAAAGUUUUACCAUACAGGCACAGUGGAGGAGGAUGAAGGAGAUGAUCUACUACUGAAGUAUGUAGAUGAGUUCUGGUGGUUCCCCCACAUGUGGAGCCACAUGCAGCCUCACCUCUUCCACAAUGAGUCCUCUCUGUUGGAGCAGAUGGUCCUCAACAAGGAGUUUGCUCUGGAGCACAACAUCCCAGUUGACAUGGGCUACGCUGUGGCCCCUCACCACUCCGGCGUUUACCCGGUGCAUCUGCAGCUGUACGAGGCUUGGAGGCGUGUGUGGAACAUACGGGUCACAAGCACCGAGGAGUACCCUCACCUAAAACCCGCCCGCUACCGCAGGGGCUUCAUCCACAACAACAUAAUGGUGCUGCCUCGUCAGACGUGUGGCUUGUUUACUCACACCAUCUACUAUAAGGAGUAUCCUGGUGGACCCAAGGAACUGGACAGAAGCAUUCGCGGGGGAGAGCUGUUUCUAACUGUGCUACUCAACCCUAUCAGCAUAUUCAUGACCCACCUCUCCAACUACGGCAACGAUCGACUGGGUCUCUACACGUUUGUCCACCUGGUGUCCUUCCUUCGCUCCUGGACCAACCUGAAGCUCCACACCCUCCCGCCCCUUCAGCUCGCACACAAGUACUUUCAGCUUUUUCCUGAACAAAGGAACCCACUCUGGCAGAACCCGUGUGAUGACAAACGGCACAAAGACAUCUGGUCUAAGGAGAAAACAUGCGACAGGUUGCCUAAAUUCAUGGUGGUCGGCCCACAGAAAACAGGAACAACGGCACUUUAUCUCUUCCUGCUCAUGCAUCCCUCCAUCUCCAGUAACUUCCCCAGUCCAAAGACAUACGAGGAGGUCCAGUUCUUUAACACCAACAACUACCACAAAGGAAUCGACUGGUACAUGGAGUUUUUCCCCGUGCCAUCCAAUGUUAGCACAGAUUUCAUGUUUGAGAAGAGUGCCAACUAUUUUCCCUCAGAGGAGACCCCACGGCGAGCCGCUGCCCUGUUGCCCAAGGCCAAGAUCAUCACGCUGCUCAUCAACCCGUCUGACAGGGCCUACAGCUGGUAUCAGCAUCAAAGAGCUCAUGAGGACCGCACAGCCCUGCAGUUCACCUUCUAUGAGGUCAUCAGUGCUAGAAAGGGAGCGCCUGCAGAGCUGCGAUCCCUGCAGAGUCGCUGUCUCCUACCAGGCCUCUAUGCUACACACCUGGAGAGGUGGCUGAUGUACUACCCAUCUAACCAGGUGAUGAUCAUUGAUGGCCAUCAGCUUAGAAACGACCCUGCAGCAGUGAUGGAUGAAGUGCAGAGGUUUCUGGGUGUCACUCCUCACUUUAACUACUCCCAGACUCUAACCUUUGACCCUCAAAAGGGCUUCUGGUGCCAGCUCCUGGAGGGAGGAAAGACAAAAUGUUUGGGAAAAAGCAAAGGAAGAAAGUAUCCUCCUAUGGACCCAGAGGCACGUGCAUAUCUCUCCAGGUAUUACAGGGAGCACAAUGUUGAGCUGUCAAAGCUGCUACAUCGGCUUGGACAGCCCCUUCCCUCAUGGCUGAGAGAGGAGCUGCAGAAGGUUAGAUAACAUUUCAGUCCAUGAGCCAGGGGUAAAGGUCGAGCUAUCAGAGAUCGGGAAGUGACCAGAAUCUCCUGACCUUCAAAAUCGCGCUGUCUGUGGCCUUUUUGUGCACGCUGAGGUGAGGCCAAGGACUGGUGGAUUUGUUUCACCUGCAAGCUACGGCGCUGUUGGAUGGAGCGGGAGGCGUGAUGGGGCGAAGAAUCUUUGUGCGCUUCGAUGGACGAAUGGAUGAAUGGAUGGAUGGAUGACUAGAUCUCUAAAGAAACUGGGACUAAAACCAAGCACCAACAUCUAAUAAAAGACAGAGCUGUGUGAGACAUUGAGGAUUUGGCAGGUUCUGAAUGCCCAAAACCUGUUCUGAACUGACUCUCAUGCAGACCUGGAGUGACUUUGAUUCUUUUUUUGGUUUGAUUUCUCUGCUAAGUUAUGAUACCAGGGCAGCGCUGGUCAGCUGUGCGUGGUUCACUUAGAGAUUUCUUUGCACUGAGUUCUGUUCUCUGUUUCCCGCCAUGUUAAAAUAAUACAUACCUUUGGAGGUUCACUUUUACCCUUUUGUUUUAUUUAGAUUUUAUUGUAUGAUAAAAGAAUAAAAAGCAAAGACAAGGUGGACUCAGGGUGAAUGAUAGGCUGUUCCUUGUUUGUUUUUUUUGGUAGAACAGUUUUAAGGCAGAUCUGGUAGCAUUGUUUCAACCCACAGUGCAUCACAUGACACUUUUAUGGGAGAAGCUUUGGAUUGGAAAUUGGUAUCUGGAGCUAAAAGCAGAACUCAGUGAAGAUUUUCCCAGCAGGUCAUGUAGGAGUAUUCUGUGUUCAUUUAUUAGAGAAUUAUUUCAGUUCUAAGAACUGCAAAGACAUGACCAAAACUACUCAAAAUUAUGAAAUAAAAUUUAAUUUCAGGAUUUUUUUAAAGUCGGUGCGUAAGUGGAAGAAGAUUAUGUUUUUUUUUUGUCUGUGUCUCAUUUAGGCCUAAACCUUUUUUUUCCCUUUGAAAACCAGUGGCCUAAGUUUAGCCUAAAUUUGAAUGCAAACAAUCCUACAUGUCAAUUACAAAACCAAAACUCAAAUAAAAAUGCAUAUGACU
Molecule: messenger RNA, 4632 nt
Organism: Xiphophorus maculatus (southern platyfish)
Lineage: Eukaryota; Metazoa; Chordata; Actinopteri; Cyprinodontiformes; Poeciliidae
Gene: ndst3
Product: bifunctional heparan sulfate N-deacetylase/N-sulfotransferase 4-like
Exons: 15
Coding region: 918-3557 (879 amino acids)
Cellular component (GO): Golgi apparatus
Molecular function (GO): heparan sulfate N-sulfotransferase activity; deacetylase activity
Source: RefSeq, a predicted model, not a curated record